Molecule: messenger RNA, 1090 nt
Organism: Phlebotomus argentipes
Lineage: Eukaryota; Metazoa; Arthropoda; Insecta; Diptera; Psychodidae
Product: NADH-cytochrome b5 reductase-like
Exons: 1
Coding region: 21-986 (321 amino acids)
Molecular function (GO): oxidoreductase activity
Source: RefSeq, a predicted model, not a curated record
UAAAUUAAGCAUUUUCUUUGAUGGAUGAUGAAGAGGAAGAGUGUUGUGGUUCUGGUUGUAAUAAUUGUGUCUUGGACAGGAAGCCGAGAAACUUCCGGAAAUCAAUAGAGAAUUCUGUGAAUGUUUUUAAUGAGAAGUACGUGAGAUUCUCAAUCGAGACAAUUAAACAAGUAGCAACAAGUGUAUAUUCAAUAAGUUUUCGGUGCAAAUCUGAGGAAUUGACUGGGAGAUGUGUUCUGGGAAUCCCACCAGGAUCUUAUCUUCAGCUAAGAUGCCACACGAAAGCUAUAAGGAAGGAUCAAAAUCCAAUAUUCAAAGAUUUCACUUUCUACGAUAAGCAAGAUGAUUUCCUAUCUCAAAUAGAAGUUCAGGAUCGGCAUGACAAGGACACAUCCAGAGACUAUCUCAGCCGGCCUUAUACUCCAAUUAAUGUAGAUACUAGGAAUCUCACAUUUGACAUUCUUUUUAAACCGGAAAGGUUUGGAAAAAUGACUCAACUUGUAACGAAAUUGUAUGAAGGAGAUGAAGUUGAAUUUAAAGGACCUUAUGGAGAAUUAGUUUAUCAGCCAAAUACCUUUAGUCACCUGUAUUUCUUCAGUCACGGAGUUGCAGUAGCGCCUUUGUACAGUCUUAUAUCUUCAAUCGUGAAUGACGAGAGUGAUGAAACGUUUCUCCACCUCGUUGCAUGCUACCGAAAUAUGAAUGAGGCACUCCUUCGGGAUGAAGUGCAGACUUUGCAGCAAUUUUGGAAUUUCAAUGCGUCAAUAUUUCUGCCACAUGAAACAACUGACAUUGAAGGCCGUGUUAAGUUUUGCGAAAGCAUUUACAAGAAACGAUUACAGAGAGAGGAUAUAAGUGAAAUUGUUAAGUUUAGAGAUAGAACGUCAUAUUUUCUGAUUUGCGGUACAGAAAAAUUCACAAGAGCUGUUAAAGAUAGUUUAAGGAGUUUAGCUGUAGACGAAGACAGGAUUUUUGUAUUCAAAUAAAUUAGUUUUAUAGCUUUGAAGGAAGUCUGUUCUUGCUGGAUGAUCGAACCUUGGGCAAAUCAAUGGAGGAAGUCUUGGUCUUAGCCGCUUGUUCCAGUCCACCC